CCUCAGUAGACCAAGAAUCGUAGAUGGCAUUGGAGCCUCCUGCUUCAGCGAGAUCAUGUUUCUCCAGUAUUACCUCAAUGAACAGGCGGACCGGGUCUAUACCCUGAAGAAGUUUGAUCCUCUGGGACAACAGACCUGCUCGGCCCAUCCUGCUCGGUUGUCCCCAGACGACAAAUACUCCAGACACCGAGUCACCAUCAAGAAAUGUUUCAAGGUGCUGGUGACUCAGCAGUCGCACCCUGUACUGUGAAGGCCCCUUGCAUUUCAUGUC
Molecule: messenger RNA, 271 nt
Organism: Pipistrellus kuhlii (Kuhl's pipistrelle)
Lineage: Eukaryota; Metazoa; Chordata; Mammalia; Chiroptera; Vespertilionidae
Product: H/ACA ribonucleoprotein complex subunit 3-like
Exons: 3
Coding region: 56-250 (64 amino acids)
Biological process (GO): positive regulation of telomerase RNA localization to Cajal body; rRNA pseudouridine synthesis; snRNA pseudouridine synthesis
Cellular component (GO): box H/ACA telomerase RNP complex; box H/ACA snoRNP complex
Molecular function (GO): box H/ACA snoRNA binding; telomerase RNA binding
Source: RefSeq, a predicted model, not a curated record